AUGGAGAUCAUCAAAGAUUGUUCUCUGAGACUCGUCAGGUUGUUUUUAGUCUUCUAUAAAGACAUUCGAUAUGCAAAAGACAAUAUUUUAGUGAUACCGAAAAGUAAAUAUAAAGAUGAUGUUAAUCCAACAUUCUACUUUCAGUAUAUAUCUGCCUCUAAAAAUUACAAUAGUCAAAAGUCUACCAACUGGUAUUGGAUAAAAGGCACUAUAUAUUCUUCAACUCAAGACUCUCGUAACAAGAGCACGUUUUUUGUAACGUACACUUAUGAGAUUUUAAACAAGAAGGAACCAGUGUUUGGUCGUGGAGUCUGUUCUUCACCCAAUUGUGGUAUGUAUAUCACAAAUGCAAAGUUCGAGAACAGUUAUUUAGGCUUGAACUGGAGGAGAAAAACUCGAAAAAAGUAUGCUUACUACAAAGCUGAUAAUAUUGAAAGUAUUUAA
Messenger RNA from Phycomyces blakesleeanus NRRL 1555(-), 444 nucleotides. RefSeq lists its product as hypothetical. The transcript is spliced from 4 exons. The record is from RefSeq and is a predicted model, not a curated record. The coding region runs from base 1 to 444 and encodes 147 amino acids. Lineage: Eukaryota; Fungi; Mucoromycota; Mucoromycetes; Mucorales; Phycomycetaceae.